GCUACAACGACUAUUUGUUUUAUUGUUUUCCAAGUUUAACGUUAUUUCAUUUAAUUAUGUCUUUACUGUAACGACUGACACGGCACAAAGCUGUCCCUCAGAAUAUAACUGCUUUCCCGGUCUAAUGUAAGUGUAAAUAUAACGCCUGUGACCUAAAUAUCAGUAUAAAAACGGAAAAAUACGGAUUUAGCGCUCGCUAGGCUAAUGUUAGCUUCUUGUUAGCUUGUUUUAGCUAACUGGCGCAGCCAUACCAAGAGGAUGAGUGGAGGAGUCCAGCAGCAGCAGUUGUAUUUCCUGGGCCUCCCAGACCUGAAGAAGCUGUGCUGUGUGACUAUGGCCCUGCCAGAGGACCAGGAGCUGAGGAGCAGACAGAUCAAGACCUGCAGAGAGCUGAUUUUGCUGUACUCUGAUAUUGUGGCCUCUCCAGCUCUGGACUCCUUGAGUGAAAUCACAGUGGUCAUGGCCAUGUCGUAUUUCCAGAAAGGCAUCGUUCAGAUGUUUGCCCAGAGACGCAGUCUGCAGCUGAGCUCCUCUCAGUGUGUGUUUCCAGGUGUCCUCCAGUAUUGUGUGUCCUUCUCUCUGAUCACCAGACUGGCUCCCAGCUGGAACAAAGCAGGACUCUACCUCAUCGCUGGCAGUAUAUACAAAUGCUACAGGCACUGGCAGUCCUAAUGAUUAACGAGAAGUUAAAAAUUUAUAAAUUAAAGCACCAAAACGUCAAAAAAGGGUCAUUUAUUUUGGAAAAAGCUAAAGAAAAAACAUUAAAAUUGACACGUCUCGAUUCAGGAAAUCAUUGGCGGUACCCAGAACUAUAAUAUUACUAUAGCUGACAUGUCUUUGGACCUAUAGGCAGUCCUUCCAGAUAAAUAUGGAGUUUUUUUGUGAUUGUUGCGGGGCAAAAAUCCUUGAU
Messenger RNA from Perca fluviatilis (European perch), 910 nucleotides. RefSeq lists its product as uncharacterized. The transcript has 6 exons. Lineage: Eukaryota; Metazoa; Chordata; Actinopteri; Perciformes; Percidae. The record is from RefSeq and is a predicted model, not a curated record. The coding region runs from base 259 to 672 and encodes 137 amino acids.